Botrytis byssoidea is the source of this 945-nucleotide messenger RNA. RefSeq lists its product as uncharacterized. The record is from RefSeq and is a predicted model, not a curated record. NCBI's taxonomy places the organism in Eukaryota, Fungi, Ascomycota, Leotiomycetes, Helotiales, Sclerotiniaceae. The coding region runs from base 1 to 945 and encodes 314 amino acids. The transcript has a single exon.
AUGCUCAAGAAGUUGGGAAUUUUGAUUUCAUCAUGCAGUAAUUUGCAAUGCUAUUAUGCAUUUCCCUACACAUCAACGACGUCACUAUCUCGUUCCCUCUUCACAUCCCAAAACCAUCGACCACAACAUCGUUCACAACGACGAAAAUAUGCCAUCGUCUCCGACGGACGAAGCGCAAAUCAACACGGAGGAUUACAAUGGCCCGAACUGACAUCCGCAUUUGCGGUUCCAACACCCUACCAAAUCUUCAACCAAAAGAAAGGAUCUCCCUAUUCUAAACGACGCUUUUACGAAUUGGUGAAACUUUAUCAUCCAGAUAAACAUGGCAUCGAUACGAAUGAUGGAUUGGACUAUGAUACGAAACUCUCGCGAUACAGAUUGAUUAUUGCAGCCAACGAUAUUCUUUCAGACCCUAUAAAACGGAGUGCAUACGAUACAUAUGGAGCAGGUUGGAAUGGACGGCCCGAAGUCCUCGAUCCUCGCGAUAAACAUGGUGAGAAUCAUGGAUGGGCAGGUCCCGGUGGACCCAGUCAAAAUGCUACAUGGGAAGAUUGGGAGAAAUGGUACAGCCGUGAUGGCAAAGGAGAACAGAAACCCCAAUUCGUAUCAAAUGGUGCAUUUGUCUUGUUAAUCGCAAUUUUUGUGGCGGUAGGUGGAUUGGGACAACUGACGAGGUUGGAUAAUUAUUCGGCAAAAUUCUUGGAACAGAGAGAUACUUUGCAUGAUAAGAUGAGUAAGGAUUUGAGGCAGAGAAGGAAAGAGACGAGAUAUACUUUUGGGAGUAGGGAGGAACGAAUACAUAGUUUCUUGAGACAGAGGCAAGAUCCAAAGGAAGAAACUUAUAGGAAGUUGUUGCCGAAUCCAGAGGUUUGCUCUAGCGAGGAUAUUAAAGGGAGAUCGAUGGUGGUUUAUCAGCCGCCUAAGAAUAUAACAAAGGAGCGAUGA